Messenger RNA from Stereum hirsutum FP-91666 SS1, 1179 nucleotides. RefSeq lists its product as uncharacterized. Lineage: Eukaryota; Fungi; Basidiomycota; Agaricomycetes; Russulales; Stereaceae. Bases 141 to 968 code for a protein of 275 amino acids. The transcript is spliced from 5 exons. The record is from RefSeq and is a predicted model, not a curated record. Gene Ontology annotation, biological process: regulation of signal transduction. Gene Ontology annotation, molecular function: protein phosphatase inhibitor activity.
GUGGAGCCCAAACAGCUACAGCUCUCUGAACCAAACCCUCACCUUCUCACAACACGUUGUCAGGACUCUUUUUACACUGCCGACAGCCUUUGAUCUUUACUUUAUAUAUUGUAUACCAUAUUUCAUCGACGACAGAAACUAUGUCGGAGACCACGAUCAGCAGCCCACCAUCUCACCCGCCAGCCCCUAGCCGCACAGCGUCAGGCCGGCCAAAGGGAAUCCUUAAGAAUGCACCAGCGCCACCUCUACCGACACCAGGGGGACAGCACUUGCAAUGGGACGAGGCGAACAUUGCCCUCACGGAACUUCAGAAGGACAGUCUGAUGAAGAUCACAGAGCCAAAGACGCCAUAUGUCCGUUACAAUGCAGAGACAGACACCGUGGAGGGCGAUAUCCCCAACCUCGAUCUCGGAAAUCUCGACUCUAGCUCCCCAUCAUCCCCCAUCCUGCGGACCCAAUCACCAACAUCCAGCACUGGCCCUGACGUACCUAAUUCCGGACCUUCGUCUCGUCGUACUUCGUUCUCCUCUGCCUCUCUCAGUCAUCCAUCUGCUGCAAGCCCACCGCUCGACCCCACCAUCCUGAAUACCCAAGCCAACUCUGCGAUCGGAUCAGGGAGACCUACGAGUAUCAGUGGGCGAAGUGGAAGUGGAAGUUCGAGUCGAAGCACAAGCUUCAAUCUGCCUUCCGAUGCGAGAGGUGAUAUCACUGGGAUUGGCAGCGAUGCGGAGAGGGGCGAAGUAGAAGAGGAAGAGAUGGAUGAAGAAACGCAAGCUAAGCAUGAGGCCUUCAUCAAGGCUAGAGGCCGGCACUACUCGAACGAAGCGGAAGCCAUGAAGAUGGCGCAGAAACUCAUGGAGGAGGAAGACGACGAUGCGGAGGAAGAGACGAACGGUGCGGUAGACGACGAUGUCUCUAUGAAUGGCGACGAACCACCCAAGGUCAACGGAGUCGUCCAUGGCAUUUGAAGAUUCACCGUCAUUCGGAGUCACACCUUAGGGGGCAGCGUUGUCCCGAUGGUCUUCAUGUUAGCUUUAUUUUGACGGGCAAUGGAUGGACGAUGGCGAACGAAGAUGCGAUAGCAAGUGGGGUGGUAGGCGGCCGCGGUGAGAUAGACGGUCAGUGAAGUUUCUUGAGAUGUACCUUCUGAUACCGAAUGCGAUGCUUUUUCUGGACGUU